Messenger RNA from Nerophis lumbriciformis (worm pipefish), 718 nucleotides. The record is from RefSeq and is a predicted model, not a curated record. NCBI's taxonomy places the organism in Eukaryota, Metazoa, Chordata, Actinopteri, Syngnathiformes, Syngnathidae.
GAGAAGGUGUGAAAGGAGGUAAAGAUGGAGAGGAGGAGUGGAUGGAGGUAAAAAUGGAGAGAAGGUGUGAAUGGAAGUAAAGAUGGAGAGAAGAUGAGAACGGAGGUUAAGAUGGAGAGACGGUAUGGACGGAGGUUAAGAUGGAGAGAAAGUGUGAAUGGAAGUAAAGAUAGAGAGAAGGUGUGGAUGAUAGUAAAGAUGGAGAGAAGGUGUGGAUGUGUUGCGGCGCACGCGCAGUCUACUUCUCCCUCCUCUGCGGGAGCACUUGGAGGAGCCGAUGACAGCGCGCUCGGACACGCCCCUGCUCGCGCUGAGCGCAGCACGCCCACGCAGCACGCCCACGCAGCACGCCCACGCAGCGACAAGCCUGCACACCUGGGACUGAUGAGGGCGAGAUGUAUAAAAGACCAGUGGACCCAAGGAUCGGGGCGGGAACUUAGCUUUCUCAUGGUGUACCUACCCUUCGUCACCUGGAAAGUGAGCUGUGCGUCUCAUUUUCCCCUGGAUCUCCCUCUGGACUCUGACUGCUUCCUUCGUUCCUCGACCUCUUGCUCGCCCCUGGAUUCCGACGCCUCUCUCUCGCCCCGGAUAACCUGCCUGCCCCAUGGACUUCCUCGUAUCUCGUUCAACACGUUGGUAACACUCACUUCAGUUAACUACACACAUAGUCUUACACCACACACUCUUGUAUUCUAGUUCACACUCCAUUUCCUUAGUU